AUGCCCAAGAAAAAGACUGGGCAAAGGAAGAAGGCGGAAAGGAACAAGGCUCGGCUGAAAGAAAUUCGCCAAGGCCGUUUCAAUAUCCCCUUGGCCAAUCAUCCCUGUAACGCCAACAUGGAGUGUGAUAAGUGUCAGAAAACGCAGAAGAAUCGCGCCUUUUGCUACUUUUGCCGGGCGGUGCAGCGACUGCCGAUGUGCGCUCAAUGUGGCAAGCAGAAGUGCAUUCCAAAAGGUGACUGCGUCGUAAAACACGGUUCCACACACGUCACUGGUCUGGCCAUGGUGGGUGCAAUCUGUGAUUUCUGUGAGGCCUGGGUGUGCCAUGGACUGACUUGCUUGCAAACACACGCUUGUUCCUGUCCCAUGCAGGACUCCACAUGUGUAGAGUGCCACCGAGAUAUCACCGAACAUGGCGGUCGCAUGUUCACCUGUGCUUUCUGCGCCAAACUUCUUUGUGGUGAUGAUCAAUUUGAACAUCAGGCCAGUUGCCAGCGUCUGGAGUCGGAGACUUUUAAGUGCCCAUCUUGUAACCGCAUCGGGUCGAACGCCUGCAUGAGAUGCAAAGUCAUUUUCUGCGACGACCACGCCAAACGCAAAGGUUUCAAAUACGCGCCAGACCAGCCACUUCCAUGCCCUAAGUGCGGUCAUCCUCUGGACCAAUCCUUCUGUCUGAGCAUUUCGACUCGGCAAUAUGCCUUUGGAAGGCAGAGGCAGAACCUUGAUGAGGAAGAAGGAGGUGACUCCGACGAUUACGAUUAUGAUGAUCAAGUCGACAAGGGAUCCUCUGAAGGAGAUAUCGAAGGCGUAGAUGAAAGUGAGGUAGUUGAGGCCAUGGGCAAAGUAGAUCUCCAUGGUUACGAGCGGUAG
Molecule: messenger RNA, 870 nt
Organism: Hydatigera taeniaeformis
Lineage: Eukaryota; Metazoa; Platyhelminthes; Cestoda; Cyclophyllidea; Taeniidae
Source: the annotation of a GenBank genome assembly